Molecule: messenger RNA, 1943 nt
Organism: Chelonoidis abingdonii (Abingdon island giant tortoise)
Lineage: Eukaryota; Metazoa; Chordata; Testudines; Testudinidae
Source: RefSeq, a predicted model, not a curated record
AUGCCGCUGGUUUUCAGCGCCUCCGUCCUGAGCUCCUGCCUCCAGCCAGUGCCGGCCCAGACCCCGACCCCGACCCCAGUGACCAUCACCCCGGCGAGCCCCGCGCUGGGAGGGAACGUCAGCCUGGCCCCGCAGAAUGUGGCACAGAACUUCACGUCCUGCAACUGGCACCGAUCAACGACCAAUGAUGAAACCAGCCGGAUCCUCACCUACUUUCCACCUCCAAACCCCGUUCAGCACAACGGCCCGGCCCACACGGGGCGGGAGACAGCGGGGCCGGGCUGCGCCCUGCACAUCGCGGGGUUAACGCUCAGUGACACCGGGAACUACACGGUGCAGGUACAGAGCCGGACUAGCCCCGGCCUCGGCACGGUGGUUCUGCGCGUCUAUGAAAUGCUGCCCAGGCCCACGGUGACACCAAACCAAACCCUUGUGCUUGAGAACAGGACCUUCACCCUCAGGUGUAACAGCUCCCCCAGUGCUGACACCGUGCUCUGGCUCCGGGACGGGGCGUCCCUCGUACCCAGUGACCGGCUGGUUCUGUCCUCUGACAACCGGACUCUCAAUGUGCUGAAUGUCACCCGGGGCGACGCCGGUGCCUACCAGUGCGAGGUUGGGAACCCCGUCAGCUCCAUACGCAGCGAACCCAGCACCGUGACGGUGGCCUAUGGGCCGGAGUCCGCCAGGAUAGAGCCAUCAGAGCUCCCCCCACAGCCCUUGGGGUCCCUUGUGCACCUGAUGUGCGUCUCUGAGUCCGUCCCAGCCCCGCGCUAUCACUGGGUUCUCAAUAGCACUGAAUUAAAGGAGACCAGGAGCAGCUUGACCCUUAAUCUGACGAGCUUGGAUCAGCAGGGCACGUACAUGUGCCAGGCACAGAACCCCAUCACCAGCCUGACCAAGAACAGCACCAGCCUGGUAAUCCAGGUGCAGGAAAUGCUGCCCAGGCCCACGGUGACACCGAACCAAACCCUAGUGCUGGAGAACGGGACCUUCACCCUCAGGUGUAACAGCUCCCCCAGUGCUGACACCGUGCUCUGGCUCCGGGACGGGGCGUCCCUCACGCCCAGUGAGCGACUGGUGCUCUCCCCUGACAACCGGACCCUCACGGUGCUGGGUGUCACCCGGAGUGACGGUGGCACCUACCAGUGCGAGGUUGGGAACCCCGUCAGCACCAACCGCAGCGAGCCCAGCACCGUGACAGUGGCCUAUGGGCCAGCGUCUGUCAGGAUUGACCCGCCGGGACCCAUCACCCUGACCCUCGGGUCCCCUCUGACCCUGACGUGCGUCGCCGACUCCGUCCCAGUCCCGAGCUAUUGCUGGGGUCUCAAUGGCACAGACACUAACCAGACUGGAAGCAGCUUGACCUUUAACCCCAUGACCUUAGAUCACCAGGGCACGUACGAGUGCUGGGCUCACAACCCAAUUACCAACCGCACUGUCCUGGUGUCUGUCACUGCGCGGUUUGUGGCUGCAGACUCCAGUGGAGGCCUGUCGCCCGGAGCCAUCGCCGGGAUCGUCAUCGGGGCGCUGGCCGGGGCGGUGCUGCUCGGGGGCCUGCUCUACUUCCUGCUCUGCAAAACUGGAGGGGGGCCCAAGCAGCACUCGCCCGUCGGCGGCCAGGCCGCGCCCACCCACAUCCAGGGCGAUAGUGACAACAAACCCACCUUGGGUGAGGAAGACAUUCAGUAUUCUACACUCACCUUCACCACAGGAGACCAGAAGCUGCCGCCCGGACCCCAGCCCCCGUCAGAGAGUGGCACCGUGUACUCGGAAAUCAGAAAAAUAUGACUGUGAUUUGCUUGGGACCUUGGGAAUCACUGCACCCACCUACCCCCCCACCACCCAGGGGAGAUUCUGCAGCCCCCACCCAUGAAGCACUCGCUGUGGGGCAGCUCCGGUCCCACCUACUCCCUCCCCACCAUGCAGACUCACUACCCGUGGGC